AUGAUCGUGCCUUACUUGGAACUGGCAACGGAACGGAUGGGUCCGUCGAACCUGCUGUUCCGGUCGAACCUGCCGUUCAUAUCGAACCUGCCGUUCAGAUCGAACCUGCCGUUCCAACCGAACCUGCCGUUCCAACCGAACCUACCAUUCCAACUGAACCUACCAUUCCAACCGAACCUACCAUUCCAACCGAACCUACCGUUCCAACCGAACCUAUCGUUCCAAGCGAACCUACCGUUCCAACCGAACCUAUCGUUCCAAGCGAACCUACCGUUCCAACCGAACCUACCGUUCCAACCGAACCUACCGUUCCAACCGAACCUACCGUUCCAACCGAACCUACCGUUCCAACCGAACCUACCUUUCCAACCGAAUAUACCGUUCCAUCCGAACCUACCGUUUCAACCGAACCUACCGUUCCAACCGAAUCUACCGUUCCGAUUGAACCUAGCGCUCUAA
Anopheles arabiensis is the source of this 459-nucleotide messenger RNA. RefSeq names its product amelogenin-like. The transcript has 2 exons. Lineage: Eukaryota; Metazoa; Arthropoda; Insecta; Diptera; Culicidae. Bases 1 to 459 code for a protein of 152 amino acids. The record is from RefSeq and is a predicted model, not a curated record.